Messenger RNA from Porites lobata, 3256 nucleotides. The record is from the annotation of a GenBank genome assembly. Lineage: Eukaryota; Metazoa; Cnidaria; Anthozoa; Scleractinia; Poritidae.
AUGGAGAGGCUGGACAAGGGGACUUCUCAAAACCAAAACAGCCAGGUGAUGCAUGGCAUUGAUCAUAAGCUGUUGGAGUGGUAAAGUUUGGUGUGUAUCCUGGCAGUAGCAAUAACAAAGAUUCCCUGGAGAAGCUGGCUAGGAUUAAAGCAGCACCAAAAAUCAAGAAGAUGAUUGGUUGGGUAUUGCUCAGGUAGGUCAGAUGAUGAUGAGUUGCAUGUGUAAUCAAAUGGUGACGAGUGACAUUAGGGAAUAAUUUCAUUUGUCUUUUGCCCCAAUUCUAAUAGACUAUACCAUUUAUUUACCUGUUAUGAUAUCAUUUGCCAGUAGCAGUCCCUAAAGGCGAUUUGUUUUGACUUUCUUAUGGUGCAAUAUACAGAGGAUAUUACAUGGCCGUGCGGGGAUACGAAUUUUAUCUUCGAGCGCUGAAAGUAUCUCUUACGAGUGAGGGAAGCAAACGAGUGAGAGAUACUUUCAGCACGAGAAGAUAAAAUUCGUAUCCCUAAGCGGCCAUGUAAUGUUCUGUCUAUUUUAUAGAUACUGGUGAAAUUCCUACAUAAAACACAACUUUUUUUGGCAGGAAGCUCUCUUGUAAUUGGCUAAUCAUGUUAGUAACCAUGGCGACACUAAUAUCCUCACACGUGAAAGAUGAAAAUAGUAUUUUCACUGCACGAGAUGAAGAUAUGAUUUUUUAGUAAAAGGAAAAAUCCUGGUAUUUAAUCAGUAUCUAUAUAAUAAAUGUAAUUAAUAUAUUGAGGGAUACCAUUUUGAAAAUUGGUGAUUAUUGAUCCCUGGCUGCUACUCAUAUAGGCUUGGCAUUUCCUAGUAAUUGACACCUGACAGAAGGUGACCCAAAAAACCAACAAAUAGUUGAUUCAAUUUCCCGCAAAAUGACCCAGAAAGGAGCUUGAUGUUGACUUUGUGUCCUACUUGUUACUGCCAAUAAAACUUUGAACAAAAGGCUUGGCAUCCAUGGGCCAUUUCCGACUCUACUGACGUAUGGUAGAAGAAACCCGAGAAGCAUGCACUCCCCUGAACUUCACAAGCUUCUGUGAUAUGCAUUUUUCUAGUGAAGAAAAUUCAAUUCCAUUUCCCUAAAAAUAUUGAUCCAAAAGGCGCUUAAUCCUGACUUUGUCCCUAACUGUGGCACACAAAAAAAUGCCGACAUUGUAGAAGUCUUCAGAAAAUCGUAAAGAAGAAAGGUGAUUCCAUUAUCACAUCUGGCAAAUCAUGGUCGCCUUUUGUUUAACCGUGUUGCAAAUAUGCUCACCUACCCAUACCCGCAAACAGAAACAGUGUAUCUCAUGGUCCCUAUUUGUUCACUUCAAGGGACCCAACAACACCCUGAAAAAGAAAAGAAAUAAAACUCAAUCUCUUAUUAUUACAUAUUGAUGGAGCUGCUUAAUGUCGUAAUAUUUAUGCUGUUAUACCAUAAUUUCUCAAAAGGAAAACAAGUUCUCAGAGUAUUGCGUUUGCAAGUUGGGGUUAUGAAGCAUGGGAUCUUUACGAUGGAGAUCAUGACAAGAUAACAACAACCGUUUGGUGGUCAAGUCAAGAGCAAAGUUCCCUUACAGCAGUAAAGGUGAAUUUUAAACCUUAAGUUUAUCAUGUUACUAAAUAAUCUGGGAAGAGUAGCAGCUCUAAGCUCAACUGAAUAUCCUUAAGUUAACUCCCAUUUGGUCAGUAAGUCAAUUAGUCAAUCAAUUAAACAAUCAAUCGGUCAAUCAGUCCUUCAAUCACUCAAUCCAUCAACAAGGCAGACUUAAUUAGUCAGUAAGCUAAUAAAAUAGUCAAUCAUUCAAACAGUAUCAAAGAUCGUCAUGCAGUUAGUUUCUUAUCAAUCAUGUUAGUCAGUCAGUCAGUACAACAGGUAUUCUUGUAAACAGCCAUGAGUCAGCCAACCAAUUAAGCAGUCAGUUAAUGAAACUUUCACACUUUUUGUCAUUCACUCAGUCAAACAUAAAUCAGUCUGUUAAUAAACCUCUCAGUUCCAAAGACGUGCAGUCAGGCAGUUAGUCAGUCAGUCAGUCUGUCAGUCUGUCUGUCAGUCAGUCAGUCAGUCAGUCAGUCAGUCAGUCAAUCAAACAAUCAGACAGUUUUUGGUUUUGAAUCAAUUGAGUCGAUACACAGUGUAGCUAGCUGAUAGUGGUGGCACCAACAAGGCAAAGCAUGGGAUUUAGAGCUAUCUUGAGUUAGGUGAAACAUAGUAACAAAAAAGAUAAAAAGAAGUUUGUUGAUGAAUGAGAAUACCUUGUUGUUGGUUUUUUUUAGAGUGAAGUUUUGAAAGGUAAUUGUUUUGUUCCUUGCGGUUUUCUGUCUAGAGUAAUUUGCAAGGUUAAAGUGUUUUACAAAUGUUUAGUCAAUCAAUCAAUGAAACAGUCAGUCAAUCAUGAUGUCCAUUCCAUCAAAAAUACUGUCAUUCAGAUACUCAGCAAGGAGAGCAACAUUGAAUCGGUCAGACUUACAGUUAGUCAAUUAAUCAAUAAAUCAAAAAUUCAGUCAGUCAGGAAAUCAAUCAGUCAAUCAAACAGUCAGUCAGUCCAUCAAUUAAUCUAUUAAUCCAAGAAUCAAUUAGUUUAUGAGUUAGUAGAGUGAAUAAGAAACAAUUAUUUUUGAACUCCAUUUCUUUAAUAAGCACAUUGCUAAUAAUUGUAACAAUUAAGGAAGAAAAUGAUAUAAGCAUUACACUAUUGAGCCUCUCUAUGGGUCUACCUUUCUUCUUUUCCAUCAAAUCAUCAGUUUUUCAAUGAAAUCAAAGCAUAUCAAGAAUAAUUAUUACUGUUUUGUGAGGUAACUACUAGCAGCCACGGUGUAGAUGAGGGAAACAAGAAAAUAAGUUGUAAAAUCAUGCAACAGCUUUAAUAAGCAAAACAAAAGCUCUGAAUUGAUUUUGUCCUUCACAAUUAACUUGUGGGUUAUCCUAAGUCUUUGCCUGUUACGUAACAUUCCAUCUUUUGGUACUUUGUAGAUCAAAAGCAGUUACCCUGUCAUAAAAAUAAUGUAAAAUGAACUUUUUUCUUGUCAACAGGAUGAAUCUACAAGACUGAGAGACUCACUUAAGGGUAACAUCAAUCAUCAGGCUGGAGGACAUCACGAUUUGCCAUCGCUGUGCUCAGGUCCCUGGUAUCAAGUCCCAAGCCCCUGCUGGCAAUCAGUCAGGGUAAUUGUGCUUGUUACAAGACACUCACUCACAGUGGCGAGAAUGGCGAGAGGGCAAGCAGGACAACUGAUUUCCCCCUGGUGCAAGAGUUGGGUC